AUGUCGUCGGACUCCACCCCACCGGCGCUGGAUGGGCUCACCCUGAGCGACCCCGUUAAGGAAUCGGAGUUCUCCCAGCGUGUCCCAAUCCAAUCCAUUUUGAGCAGACCCGACAAGGGCGCCGGGUUGGCCGGUCAGAAGGUCCGGAUCGGCGGUUGGGUGAAGACAGGGCGCGAGGCGGACAAGGGCAGGUUCGCAUUUCUCGAGGUCAACGACGGGUCGUGCCCGGGGAACCUGCAGGUGAUUGUCAAAUCCGAAGUCUACAGGCUGAGCGACGUUGUUGCCACUGGAACCUGCGUGCACGUCGAGGGCCUGCUUAAAUCGCCUCCGGAGGGGGUCAAGCAGAGGAUCGAGCUCGAGGUGGAGAGGGUCAUUGAUGUCGGUACUGUGGAUGCGGCCAAGUACCCGUUGCCCAAGACGAAAUUGACGCUCGAGUUUCUCAGGGAUGUCGUGCACCUUCGCCCCAGAACCAACACUAUUUCUGCAGUUGCUAGAAUCCGUAAUGCUUUGGCAUAUGCAACUCACACGUUCUUCCAAAAGCAUGGUUUCCUUUAUGUCCAUACUCCAAUUAUUACAACAAGUGAUUGUGAGGGUGCUGGUGAGAUGUUUCAAGUCACAACCAUAAUUAAUGAAGCAGAGAAGUUAGAGAAGGAUCUCAAAGAGAAUCCUCCUCCCUCUGAAAAUGACAUAGAGGCUGCAGAGCUUGUUGUCAAGGAGAAAGGAGAAAGAGUAGCCCAGCUAAAAUCUGCUAAGGCAAGCAAACAAGAGAUUGUUGCUGCUGUUUCUGAACUUACUAAGGCCAAAGAGAACCUCGCGAUGCUAGAUGGGAGGCGUAAGCUGGCUGAGAGAUUUGAAUGCGGUGGUGGUCUUCCCAAGAAAGAUGGGAAAAUUGAUUAUGCAGAAGACUUUUUCGCUAGGCAAGCAUUUCUGACUGUAUCAGGGCAGUUGCAGGUUGAAACAUAUGCGUGUGCUCUCAGUAGUGUGUAUACCUUUGGGCCAACAUUUCGAGCAGAAAAUUCCCACACUUCGAGACAUCUUGCUGAAUUUUGGAUGGUUGAGCCUGAAUUAGCUUUUGCUGAUAUACAGGACGAUAUGAAUUGUGCUGAGGCAUUCGUGAGAUUCCUCUGUCAGUGGUUACUUGACCAUUGCUAUGAUGAUAUGGAGUUCAUGACCAAAUUCAUUGACAAAACUGCCCUCCAAAGACUUGAAAUGGUUGCAAAAUCCAAGUUCCACAGAAUAACUUACACCGAGGCAGUUGCCAUUCUUGAGGAAGCAGCUAAGGUCAGGAAAUUUGAAAACAAAGUGGAAUGGGGGAUUGAUUUGGCUUCUGAACAUGAAAGAUACUUGACUGAAGAGAGAUUCAAGGCACCUGUUAUUGUCUAUAACUAUCCAAAAGCAAUUAAAGCCUUCUAUAUGAAAGUCAAUGAAGAUAACAAAACUGUUGCUGCUAUGGAUGUGCUUGUACCUAAGGUGGGAGAACUUAUAGGUGGGAGCCAAAGAGAGGAGAAUUAUGAGGUUCUGAAGCAAAGGAUAUUGGAGAUGGGGCUUCCUAUUGAGCCAUAUCAGUGGUAUCUUGACCUCCGAAGUUAUGGAACAGUGAAACACAGUGGUUUUGGCCUUGGGUUUGAGCGUAUGAUCCUCUUUGCAACGGGUAUCGAUAACAUUAGGGACGUCAUUCCUUUCCCCAGAUACCCUGGGAGAGCAGAUCUCUGA
Striga hermonthica is the source of this 1713-nucleotide messenger RNA. The record is from the annotation of a GenBank genome assembly. NCBI's taxonomy places the organism in Eukaryota, Viridiplantae, Streptophyta, Magnoliopsida, Lamiales, Orobanchaceae.